AUGAACAGUCUUGUAAUAUUCUAUCUUGUCUGUAUUCUAGAAUUGUGCCACUGUGGAGAUUCUCCAAGCUCAGAAGAGAUUCCAAAGAAUUCUUCCGAAUCUGAUUGUUCGGAUCCAGUUAUCGUCGAUUUAUCUUAUCCGGAUCCAUACCUCUUUCAAAUAUUUGAUCACAACUAUAACGACAAUGAAAUCAGACUGAUAGCUCCGCACAAGGAUGUCGUUUCAUCCACAGUAAUGGUUGGAGACCAACUCUUGUGGACCGCUAGAGAGGGAAAAAAGUUUGAAUAUUCAAAAAUCUACCUGGAUGCUGAGGGUAAAUUUGCACUCAUAUUUGUUGCUAAUGACGCCCCUGAGGACAUGGAAAAGAACUAUUUUGAACUCAAGGAGGGAAGAUGGGUGAGCUGUCCAAAUACAUACCUUGAGGUAAUAAAGCGUCUAAAGAUUCCGGUAGAGAAGAAGGGAGAAAUAACUAUAAGACUUGAGGAAAGAGAAGACACCGACAUACUGCGUGUGUUUGAUUCGUAUGUCUUGGGAGCUAAUGCAAUACGCCACUUCCCAAGACCUGGGUAUAUUUGUAAGAAUGUUACAUAUAGGGGCAAAUCACUAUGGAGUGCAGCGGAAGGAACAAAUGAAGUGUGCCUAUCCUCAGCUAUAUACCCAAAUGGAGAAAGUCCUCUCGUUCUUUUAGCUACUAGAGGGGAUGGCAAUAUGGAUUGUCUCUGCUUUGAAAGGGUAGGAGAUUACUGGAAUGAAAUUUCAGGAGGUGAAUUUGAUGAAAAAGUAGAUGCUAUAACUGGGGGAGAUAUCGAUGCAGCCGAUUAUAGAUGA
Theileria equi strain WA is the source of this 828-nucleotide messenger RNA. Its product is annotated as signal peptide containing protein. NCBI's taxonomy places the organism in Eukaryota, Apicomplexa, Aconoidasida, Piroplasmida, Theileriidae. Bases 1 to 828 code for a protein of 275 amino acids. The record is from RefSeq and is a predicted model, not a curated record. The transcript has a single exon.